Molecule: messenger RNA, 2806 nt
Organism: Haliotis rubra (blacklip abalone)
Lineage: Eukaryota; Metazoa; Mollusca; Gastropoda; Lepetellida; Haliotidae
Exons: 4
Coding region: 49-2127 (692 amino acids)
Source: RefSeq, a predicted model, not a curated record
ACAACACGUGCUCGGUUCCCACUGAUACUCAGCCCUGUCCGUCUCAACAUGUCUGAUUCUCUGAGGCGACGUUUCCUGGCGUUGACAGUGGCGACUGUUGUGUCUAUAGGAGUCCUACACUAUCUAAUGAACACCUCGAGGCGAAGUGACACCACCGAUAAUGGCUGGGACCUACUGUUUGAAAGGAAGCUCGCCAAUACUUGGUUGGUAUUGGUAGGUCGUGCAGGGAACACGACCAGGCCGCUGGUACAACAGGGUGUAAACAUCGUGUUUGUCGGCAGUGUGGACCUGUCUGGAGAAAUACCUUGGUGUCGAUCACCGCGCUGUAUUUACCUUGGCGUCACAAAUCAAGGCAGAUUCGCUAACAACAUAACAAGUCACCUACCACCCAGCACCUAUUCAAAGAGACUUCUCGGCUACCUUUAUGCAGUAUCCAAAGGAGCAAAUGUUAUAUAUACAAAGUACAUCUACAAUCAGAAGGAACACCACAAACUCCGUACUCUGACCACAGACAACACGUACUCGGUCAUGGAGAUGUUCCUCGAUAGACAAAUUACAAGCGAGAUGAAGCAGCCCUGGACCAAAGGACACUCUGACCUCGUGCCAUGGUUCUUGUACUACAAGUACACUUUACUGUGUCCGAACAGUUGUGUUCCAGAUGACGACGUAAAUACAACGACAUCCUUCCUUCACAGACAGGCUCAUGAUCCUUCUGGGUUCACCUUGCUGUACUCGUCUGUUGCUUCCUUCAAAUACUCCAUGUUUUGGGGACUGGUAUUCCACAAUCUAUAUGGCGCCUUGGGCAAGGUAUUAAUACAGAGACUUUUAUCCGAAGUUAAGGGAGCAGAAAAUAUUCCGAGAGACUUCACUGAUCUAUUGUUCACAGAAGCCCCGUGGAAACACGAAGAAAACAGGAAGGCACGAAAUUAUUCGUCGGAAGAUCUAAGACAUUUACGAGAUAUGCUACUGAAGUGGAAAUGUCAUAACACAUUAUCUUUCUUCGGCUGUGUGAGAGACAUUGCCAGAACUCUGAUACAGGGCACGUUGUGGACCGUGUCUGAUAUGAAACUUGUACACGCAUGGCUGAGUGACUUGCAGAGUGUUGGCUACACUGAGCCUGUCAGGAACCUGCCAGGAGAUGGAAUUAACACGGUGUCCAGUCUGACACAUGAUACUUACCCUGUGCUAAGACCAGGACAGCAAUCUUUUUCUGAACAGUGCCCUGAUGUUGCUGUAACAAAUGCAGAUCCUAUAAUUACAGAUAUAUGUCUUAUCAUAGCUUUCAACGAGGCGUAUUUUUACACAAAUAUACCUCUUCUUGAAUCAAUGUAUAGGGGUUACUUCAAACAUAUUGUAUAUUGUGGACCUGAUAUUGGCUCAUUUACGUAUCACGCGAGUCGGGGAUCGGAUAUUCUUCAUCUUACGUUUAUUGAGGCUUACAGCAAGGGGUGGUAUUUCUAUUAUGAGUGUUUAAUGCUAGCGAUGCAACUCAAUUUAGAUGUGAAUGGAUACAUACAGAUUGGUGAUGAUACAUUACUAAACCCAUGGAAUGUUGUUGAUCUGCCUCGGAAUGUGACAUGGCUUCAUAAGGGAAUGGACAAGCUGAACUUGUCGCUCGAUGAGAUUGAACCAGAGUGGGUAUGGUGGACCUAUGAAUACGGCAAAUCCGCCAUCUUAGAAACAUUCGAUGAAAUCAAUAACAUGACCACUUCCGGUGCAGCAGACGACACUUUUCGUUCAUAUAAACAGACAUUUGAAAGAAACACAGAGAACUAUACGUACAUAUUUCGCCAAGGCUGUGAUUUCAUUUACCUGCCAAAGAUUUUCAAGAACCAGUAUCUACAAGUUGCGGCUGUGUUCUUCAAGCACGAGGUCAUGGUGGAGUUGGCCCAUGUCAAUAUUGUCAUGGGACUUCAGCCGUCGGAGGAGAUCUUGAAGGUCGAAGAUGGCAGUUUGUGGAUGACUGGCCAAAGAACAUUCUCUAUCUUUUUCUUCAACAAAACAAAUCUUUUUCUACACCCUUUCAAACUAGGAACGGUUGAAAAACAUUUAACGACUGACUUUUUCUGUAAUAUUUAUUUUAAUGUGAGUGAAAGGUAUCUUAGACACAACAUCGGAUUACAAUAGCAAUUCUGAAAUGUACUGUCAAAUGUUCCAUGUUGGAUGCUGGCAUCACCGUGUCAUGGAUAGUUCAUCAAAGAUCCUCUCACUGGUGUUAGUGUGAGAGGACAGCCGUCUACACAGAUGACAACUACAUAUCCGAUGUCAACGUGUUAUCCCAAAACUGAUUUACUGUAAAACGACGUUGAUGUCAAGGGUGGUGGCGCUGGACGGCUACCACUCCUAACGAACUUUGCACUGAACUGCAGGAACAAUGGGAUGAAAUGAACCAAGCUGACAGUGGACGUUUCAUAAAGAGUUGCGUCGAAGAAUCCGACAUCGUGAACAUAGAGGUGGUUUCACGCGAUAUUACUCUGACUUUCCAUGGUUAAUGACGUAGCAGACAUUGGCCAAUCAUCUAACAAAAGCUGUUGUUUAUCUGCCGUUCAACGACAAAUGCAAAUCUCAGGCAGAUGUCCACUAUUUACCUAAUCAAUUAUCUAAAAUAUCAAAAUGACCUUCUUACAAACGACAUUACAAGGAGACCAUGUGUUGUGUGAAGAUUCCCACCUCAAGUCCUAUUUGGAAGCUUCUGACUGACUGAGUUUGGUUUUACGCCGCUUUUAAGCAAUAUUCCAGCAACAUCACGGCGGGGGACACCAGAAAUGGGCUUCACACAUUGUACCCAUGUGGGGAUUCGAACCCG